GCUUGAUAUCAAUUUUCCAUUGAAUCUACCCUCUCACCUUUCUCUUCUCUCUCAUUCUCUGCAACAUUGGCUUUGCACAGCCAGAGGCUUCCUUUUAUCUCUUUAUGUAGCUAUCUGUGUAUUUUCUUUCUACAAUCAGAUAGGCAUCAAAAAGGGCACAACACCAACUGCAAGCAACCAAAAAAAGAUCAACCCAAAAGCAAACAAAACCCAAAAUAACAACACCCAUAUAAAGGAUAAGAACAAUAUACUUCUUCCUUUCUUUCAUCUUCUUUUCCCCUCAUAUGCAAUACCCAUAUUCAUUCUUCCACAUUUACAUCUAAAUCACUUACAAAGACUUUAACUCUUUUUUUUUUUUUUUCAUUUUCUUUUUCCCAAUGGACAAACCGUUAUACAUUAACCGCUUUCGUUACCAUUUUUCAAUUACCAAACUUGUUUUUUGGACCUGCAUUUUCCUCGGACUUAUCCUCCUCUUCUUUCUCCACUCUUCUCAUUCUCCUUCCCCCUCCGAUUCUGGCCACCGCCGGUUUCUCAGUGAUCCUGAUUGGGCGAAUCGGGUAAUCAAAUCGGGAAAGCCCAGGUCUCGUGCAGGCGGCCUGAGAGUUCUUGUCACAGGAGCGGCUGGAUUUGUCGGUACCCAUGUCUGCGCGGCAUUGCGUCGCCGGGGUGAUGGCGUAGUUGGCCUUGACAAUUUCAAUGCCUAUUACGACCCAUCAUUGAAACAAGCUCGGCGUUCUCUCUUGGAACGCGCUGAUGUAUUUAUUGUGCAAGGAGACAUCAAUAACCCGACUUUGUUGAAAAAGCUCUUUGAAUUGGUUCAAUUCACUCAUGUAAUGCACCUUGCAGCACAGGCUGGGGUCCGUUACGCAAUGAAAAACCCAGCAUCAUACGUUCACAGCAAUAUCGCUGGGUUUGUAAGUUUACUCGAGGUCUGCAAGUCAGCAAAUCCCCAGCCUGCAAUUGUUUGGGCGUCUUCCAGUUCCGUCUAUGGACUCAAUACUAAAGUACCCUUCUCAGAAAAAGAUCGAACGGAUCGGCCAUCCAGUCUAUAUGCUGCUACCAAGAAGGCUGGUGAGGAAAUUGCACACACUUAUAAUCAUAUCUAUGGUUUAUCGAUCACUGGUUUGCGGUUUUUCACUGUUUAUGGUCCUUGGGGCCGACCGGAUAUGGCUUAUUUCUUUUUUACGAAGGAUAUAUUGAAAAGGAAGCCAAUUACGAUUUUUGAAGGGCCCGAUCGAUUCUCGGUGGCAAGAGAUUUUACUUAUAUUGAUGAUAUAGUGAAGGGUUGUUUGGGUGCGUUAGAUACUGCAAAGAAGAGUACAGGAAGUGGUGGGGUUAAGAAGGGACCUGCACAAUUGAGAGUGUUUAACCUUGGGAAUACUUCGCCUGUUCCGGUUAGUAAGCUUGUGAAUAUAUUGGAGAAGCUUUUGAAGGUCAAGGCCAAGAAAGUUGUGCUGCCGAUGCCUGCAAACGGUGAUGUGUUGUUUACCCAUGCGAAUAUUAGCUUGGCACAGAAGGAGCUUGGGUAUAAGCCUACAACAGAUUUGCAAACGGGGUUGAAGAAAUUUGUGCGGUGGUAUCUUGAUUACUACACGCGAACAGGGAAGAAAAGUGAUGUGUAAAUGCAGCUGCUUUUUUUUUUCGUUUAUGGAUCUGUUCUAGGUUCAUAUAAAUCUAUAUUUGAUUUGAUUCUUAUGAUAUCUUACUUUAAUUUUCAUUUUUCACUUAGCUAUUUAGCUAUAUACUGAUAUGAUGAUAGGGUUAAUUAUUGAACCACUAUAAAGGAAUUUGGUGGUUGAUAUGCAUGCUUUUGGAGAAUCCUUCUCAAACCAUAAGCUUCUACUUGGUUUCACUCGUUGUUCAUCUCUUCUAUUUUCAUUAGAAUGUCAUAGUUUAGGCAUUCACUACGAUGAACUCAAUUGUUAUUGUGCUCCUUCAGGAUUAUAAGUGAACUUCUUAUUUUUGGGUUUCA
Molecule: messenger RNA, 1972 nt
Organism: Jatropha curcas
Lineage: Eukaryota; Viridiplantae; Streptophyta; Magnoliopsida; Malpighiales; Euphorbiaceae
Product: UDP-glucuronate 4-epimerase 3
Source: RefSeq, a predicted model, not a curated record